This is a messenger RNA of Drosophila rhopaloa, 2835 nucleotides long. RefSeq lists its product as uncharacterized. Bases 1 to 2835 code for a protein of 944 amino acids. The record is from RefSeq and is a predicted model, not a curated record. Gene Ontology annotation, molecular function: nucleic acid binding. The transcript has 5 exons. Gene Ontology annotation, biological process: DNA integration. Lineage: Eukaryota; Metazoa; Arthropoda; Insecta; Diptera; Drosophilidae.
AUGAGCCAUUUCAGAGCGACGAUUGAAACUCCAGGGCCGUCACCUCCGUCUGUCCACACCUGCAAAAUCCGUAAGGAGCAAGUCCGCUCGCUAUGGGACAAAGCCGAAAAAGAAUUCGAAGCGUGUUUAGACACGAUCUCCAGUAUUACGACUGAAGGGGCGGAGGAGAUUUUGGCAACUCUGCACCGCAAAUACGAAUACUGCUAUUCGGUGUACGAAGAGCUGCCGGUUCAGCUCAGCGAGCUAAUUGACCGAGCCAGUUCACAGCAACCGGGGUCGAGCACCGACAAUCAAUCCUCCGACAUUCCUACAUGGGAUGAGAUGAACGCGUUCCUUAGCGAUAGGUAUAGAACCUUAGAAGCCAUUGAGGAUAUGAAGCAGAGUCUUGGUGGUCCGUUAACUUCCAAAAAUCCCCAGGUUACGAAAAAGCUUCACUCCUUUGAAGCCAAAAGUUCCCAGAUAGACGUUCUUAUCGGAGCUGAUAUCCUUCCAUCCGUGCUGCUGAGCGGCACAAAGACCAACAUCUGCGGAUCUCUUUUUGGGCAAGAGACCAUCUUCGGAAUGUGGACUUCCAAUCACAAGGGGGUUUUAAAGGACAUUCCAAAUGAGCAUCUUCUCCAUGCUGAGUUCCUGAAUAUUGAUGCCGAAAGCACAGCCAAAACUCUCGGCGUUCGCUGGAGAGCAACCACCGACGAGUUCUACUUCGUGCCCCCAGAAAUAUCCGUCAAAUCCUCCUAUACAAAGAGAGAAGUUCUCUCCCAGAUCGCAAAGCUAUUCGAUCCCGCUGGAUGGCUUGCCCCGUUCAUCGUCCGGGCAAAAAUUUGUAUGCAGGAGAUCUGGCUGCAAGAGUUAGGCUGGGAUGACAACCUUCCCGCCGAAAUGAGCCAUAGAUGGCAAAUGUUCCUGCAAAGUUAUUCCGAUCUCGAUCAAAUCCGUAUUCCGAGAUGGGUCGGUUACCAGCCCCAGGUGAAAAUCGAGCUUCACGGUUUCUGUGAAGCUUUCCAAAGGGCCUAUGGGGCUGCGCUGUAUGUCAGGGUUGAAGUCGGUCAGCAGAUAUUGACUAAUCUGCUUACGACAAAGACCCGGGUGGCCCCUGUGAAAACUGUAUCCCUCCCCCGACUCGAGCUAUGUGGUGCCCUAUUGCUGGCAGAUAUGACAUCCACUAUCCUUCCAAAUAUGUUGUCAGACAGCUCUGAGAUUUUCUGCUGGACAGAUUCCACCAUUGUCCUGGCAUGGUUAAAAAAACCAGCCUGCUCCUGGACCACAUUCGUAGCCAACCGUGUAACCAAAAUAGCUCAAGCUACAAAGAUUGAGAAUUGGUCACAUGUGCGAUCAGAACACAAUUCUGCCGACCUAGCUAGUCGCAACGUGUCCCUGCAAGAGUUGGGCGAUAGCACCCUCUGGUGGCAUGGGCCCCAAUGGUUACAACUGCCCAAACUUCAAUGGCCAGAAACUUCGGAUCCACACCCAGUCACUGAGUUAGAGCAGCGCGCGGUGAAGGUUCAUUUCGUAAAGCUCCCCGCUGAUGAUUUCCUUGAACGUUUCUCCAGACUAGACAAGGCAUUACGAGUCCUAGCUUACGUCCAAAGGUUCCUAAAUCGCUGUCGGAAGGCUCCGGUAAGUCCAGAUAGGCAGCUCAGUAAUCGGGAAAUCCGGGAAGCUGAAAAAACCUACAUAAUACUUGCCCAGCGUGAAGAGUACGCGCUCGAGCUUCGAUUGUUGCGAAGUAAAAGUUCCAUACCCGCAUCAAGCCAAAUUGCGAAUUUAUUUCCAUUUAUAGACCAACAUGGCCUCUUAAGAGCAUGUGGUCGCUUAACUGCCUCCAAGGUCCUGCAGUAUGACGAGCGCCAUCCUGUUAUACUCCCGUACAGCUGUCGGCUAUCUCGUCUGCUUGUCCAAUUCACGCACCAGAUUACACUUCAUGGCGGCAACCAAUUGAUAGUGCGCUUGGUGCGAUCCAAAUAUUGGAUUCCUAAAGUUAAGAAUCUGGUAAAGGGAGUGGUGAAUUCAUGCAAGGCCAUCCAUUUGGAACCCACCUCCGACCUUACAACUGAGAAGUUUCUAGCAGCGUUUGCACGUUUUGUAGCUAGACGAGGUUGUCCUCAGCGGGUCCAUUCCGACAACGGCAAAACCUUUGUUGGCGCCUCAAGUCUUCUUUCCCGUGACUUUACGCAAGCGCUAAAGGAGUCGGUGACUGAUGCGUAUAGCCAUCAGGGACUCGUGUGGCGUUUCAUACCCCCAGGAGCUCCUCAUAUGGGAGGCCUGUGGGAGGCAGGAUUUACUCCGGAUUUUAAAAUUCUGUUUUACAAAUCCACGUCCGCUCGCAAGUAUACCUUCGAAGAGCUUUCCACGCUUCUUGCCAAGAUUGAAGCCUGCCUUAAUUCCAGACCGCUUUCUCCAAUGUCAGAGGACCCGACAGACUUGCUGGCACUGACGCCAGGCCAUUUUCUGAUCGGGGGUCCGUUGCUUUCCACGGCGGAGCCUGAAAUCAAAGGCGAAGCGAAGUCUAUUAUAAAUCGAUGGCAACAUCUCAAGGCCCAGCAUCAACAAUUUAGUUCACGAUGGAAAGAAGAGUAUCUAAAGGAACUCCACAAGCGCAAAAAGUGGCUAAGGCCAUCCAGAAAUCUGCAAGUCGACGAUAUGGUAGUCGUUAAGGACGAUAACUUGCCAUCAAAUGACUGGCGGCUCGGCAGAAUCGUAGCUGCUAUCCCAGGAGCUGAUACUAGAGUACGCGUCGUAGAUAUUCUUACUUCUCGUGGAACUAUCCGACGUCCGGUCCACAAAGUAGUUCUCCUUCCUAUGGAGGCUAAGGCAACCUCCAAAUCUCCACAAUAA